Molecule: messenger RNA, 2909 nt
Organism: Schistosoma turkestanicum
Lineage: Eukaryota; Metazoa; Platyhelminthes; Trematoda; Strigeidida; Schistosomatidae
Source: the annotation of a GenBank genome assembly
CCGUUUUCAUAAUCAGCGCCGUGUAUAACGUGCGAUGGAUUUCGGUAGUUUCUAUAAAACGUGUCUAGUAUUUUUAUAAUAGAUGUAGUUAGAUCUUCUGUGCUGAAACUAGCUCAAGAAUCAAGGAACAAAAGGGAUUUUUGUCUGAAUCGUUUGGCUGAACACGUAUAUUCUAUGUUGCAAUCCGAACUGUUGGUCAGAUGUUAUGAUAUUGUAAACAUUGUUGAUUGUCCUUCUGUUUUGGAGGAUUUAGACAGUUUUAUACCUUAUGCAAAUGUCAAUGAAGUUCAAACAGGCUUACCUCCAUUUUCAACGGAUCAAAUCAAAAAAAGAAUUACAGGCUUACAUUUACCGUACGGUACAGGUAUAUUCACUAUUCGAUUGCCCGAUUAUCAACCUCGGUUUGGAUAUCGAAGGUCAGGCAUUGUUCUUCGACAAGUAGUUAUUAAAGGGGAAGUAGAAAGUUUAUUUGUUGCGGGAGUAGAACAUGGUAGUCCAGCAAGCAAUGCAACUGAUUUGCAGAUGGGAGAUCGUAUAUACUCUAUAUCAGGUUACCCGCUGGACUGGCAUACAUUAGAACAAUUAAGAUACAAGCUAAUUCACCUGGAUGGAUUGGCACCAAAUUCAAAUAUUUAUGAUUUAGCUAACUAUUUACUGAAUAGAGCCUAUCAAAAUAUUGGAAAUGCCCAAGAUCAUCAUCAUAAUUUAAAUAAAAACAGUAGUAUUUUUAAAGUCCCCAGCGAACCAAGUGAUUCAACAAUUUUUGAACCUCCAAUUCUUGUUAUCAUUCGUUAUCCGAAAUCAAAUUCAUUGUGGUCCAAUCAAACAGCUAAUGGUGAAACAAAUGAAUUACAAACAAAACCCAAUAAAAAACCACUCAGUUGUUAUGAAACAGUUCUUGAAAAUGAAGAUAAUGACAUAGGACUUGGUUUACAGAUAGGAUCUAAUCAAGAUAACACGGAAAUCCACAUUGUUUCUAUAUUCAAAAAUAGUCAAGCUGAAAAAGACGGUGUUUUGAAGGAAGGCGAUCGUGUAGUUGAGGUAAAUUAUCAAACUCUUGAAGGUUUAACAGCUAAUCAAGCUUUGAAAAAAGUUAAAAGCAUAUGUCGAAACACUAAAUAUGUACAGAUUAAAUGUGCAAGGAAUCUUCAAACUGAUAAUCAUGUUAAUACGACUAAUAAUCAUUUGAUUUCGUCUUCUAAUGACAGACAUGAACAAUCUGAAAACAGUAAAGUGUUAAAUAAUGUACAUGAUCCUGCGUUAUAUAAUGAAGAUGUUUAUGAAAUUAGUACUGAUGAGAAAAGUGUAUUGACAAGGACACCGACUCUGAUACUGAGCGCUUCAGACACAUCUAUAAAUGCUUCUGAAGAGGAGACGGUUUUAUUCUACAACUGUAAAUUUAAUAAACCUGGUAACAAGUAUUUGGAUAAGACAAAUAGUUAUGAUCAAAGUUUAUUGAAAAAAUGGUUAGAUAUAUUCAGUCCUGAUGUCGAAUUACUGUUAGUACAUUAUGACAUAACAAAUUCCAAUUGUGGACUGGGUAUCGGUAUUGAAGAUACUAUACUAGAUGAUGAGAUGUUCGGUGAAAGUCAGCAUCAUCAUUAUAUAGUGGAAAUUAAUCCAGAAGGACCUAUUGCUAAAGAUCAAACUCUGUCAAUUGGAGAUGAAUUGCUUGAAAUUAACGAUGUCAUUAUUGUAAACAAAGAUAAUUCAGAGAUCGCUAGUAUUUUUCAUACCAUUCCUACUGAAGGAUAUUUAAUAUGUGCACGUUAUCCAAACGAAUCUUCUCAAAGUGAUGUCAAAGGGGAGAAUGGAAACGACGAAUUGGUUCUAGCCAGUGUUGUUCCGUUCACUCGAACUCUGAGUGAUGGUGAAAUCCCCACUGUUGAUUUCAAUGGUCAGGAUAUGGAUAAUAAUUCUUUCGAUGAAACAAAUUCAGGAAGUAAACAAAACUUCGCUGUGACAUCACUGGACAGUGAAGCAGAAAACGAUGAACAUGCUGGAUCUGAUGUUGAUGAAGAUCGACACCCAAUAAAACUACUAUCGAUUACUUUGAAGAGUCAAAGCUCCAGUUUUGAACAUCAAACUGAAGAUAUGCAAAAUAAUAAAAUGAGAAUUGAAAAUUUUAAACCAAAAAUGAAUAAAGAUAACCUAGCAACGGAUAGUCGAAAAUCUACAAGAAGAGGCUCACUGACACGCCUUCCCAUGGCUGCUAAAUUAGCGAAAUCCAUGGAAAAAUUACCGUGUCAUGAAACGUCGUCUCAAGUAUCCGGUUCAAUUUUCGAAAAUAACAAUCCAAAUCGUGAUAGAAUAAAUCAAUUGAAUGAAAUAACCAAUAACAAUUAUGAUGUCUUAACUGUUAAAGUUUUGAAAAAAGCAGGCGAAAUACUUGGUCUAGAACUGGAAUUAGAAAAUGGUGAUGCAAGAGGCAUUACACUUGCCCAUAUUACUCCUGGAAGUCCUGUAGAUCGUUUAAAAUAUUUGAAGAACUACAAAACUAUGGAUCUCAUUGACACCAACUCGAACUACUCGAAACUAUCAAAACCUUUAACAAAUGAUGAUGAUUUACGUAUUCCUUGUGUGGGUGAUCGUAUUUUAGGUGUAUCAGAUUACAGUUUCCAAAAUAUGUCAGCGUUUACAGCUUUAAGAUUAUUAAGAAAAUUAAUUUCUUAUUCUGGUAUUAUUAAAAUCCGAUUUAUACCCAAAGAAUACCUUGGAAGUAAUCAAUUGAAAUACAACAGUCAACGAAAAAUGUUUCCAUCUGAGCCGAAUUUAUUCAAAAAUUGAGAAUUACUAAACUAAAUUACCUAGAAAUGGUUCUACUUAAUACGAUUAUUUUUAAUUUAAUUUAAUUUAAUUUUUGUCUAUAUUUUGAACUUUUAUAACCAUUUUUUUUCAUAUUAAAAAAC